This is a messenger RNA of Adineta ricciae, 1143 nucleotides long. Lineage: Eukaryota; Metazoa; Rotifera; Eurotatoria; Adinetida; Adinetidae. The record is from the annotation of a GenBank genome assembly.
AUGUUACUUUCAUUAUUAGUUUUAUUAAUUUCAAUCCAUGUCACAGCUACGAAUGGUCACUCAUCAAAUUUGACAGUCUUUAAUCGAUCAUUAAAUAAUCGAACGGGUAAUUUAUAUACACCAAGAAGAUCGAAUUCGAUUGAAUUACUUAAAAAACGAAUUGCAAAUCGACAUUCAUUGUUAAAGAUCAAUCGAACAUUGUUGUCAUUAAAUACUACUACGAAACGAACAACAGUAUAUACAGUUAACACAACGUUAAGAUUGCUCACAGAAACUACAACAGCAACAACAAAUAAUGAUAAAUUGAUUGGUGGUACACAAAAUGAUUUGACCUCCAGGGCAGCAUUAUUGCAAGCACCAGCUACAAGCAAAUCAUCAAAUUCUACUCUCAUCGUUAUUAUAUUCAUCUUCUGUUUUGGUGGCUUUAUUCUUCUUGUAUUUAUUUUUACAUUUCUACUCAAAGAACAUAUUAACAGUGCUUAUUUCAAACUACCUUGCAUACACGCGUUGUCAGGUACAAAACAAUCUCGUGACGGUACACCAUUAUUUUAUUCACCGAUUCAUAGUCAAAUAGUCGUCACUGGAGAAUUUCCUGUGGAACAACUGUAUGACAUUUAUGUUCAAAAGCAUGCAUUUGAUGAUUUAGCAUUUGCAAUUGAAUUCAAAAGUCUGCCAAACUUUGAAGAAUUAUCAUGCAUAUCAGCGACACGAUCAAUAGUUGCAUCUAAAAAUCGUUUUCUGAAUAUUUUACCUAUCGAUGCAACUCGCGUCGUUCUCAAUACAUUGAACGAUGAUCCAGCGACUGAUUAUAUCAAUGGAAACUAUAUUUCGGGAUAUAAAUGUGCAAAUAAGUUCAUUGCUACUCAGGGACCGAAACCAGAUACGUGUGAAGACUUUUGGCGUAUGAUGUGGGAAUUGAAACUUAAAUCUAUCGUUAUGUUAACGAAUACAACUGAAGGUGCAUCACGCAUGACAAAGUGUCAUCAAUAUUGGCCUGAACUUGAUCAAACCAUAGUUUAUGGUUCUUAUAAAAUUACGUGUAUUGAUAAACAAUGUCUGUGCGAUUAUGAAAAACGUUACUUUCAAAUGUCUCAAGUAAGUUGCAGAAAACGAUUCAAUAAGUCGAACAUUGCUCGCGGUUGA